AUGACUGUUGAAGACAAGAGUAGCGGUUUUAAAGUGAUUUGUGAUGAUAUAACAAAGUCAGAAGGGGAUGACAGGUCAUAUCGUGGACUAGUUUUACAAAAUGAUAUGAAAAUUCUCAUAGUUAGUGAUUCCAAUACUGAGAAGGCUGCUGCGUCAAUGGAUGUACAUAUAGGUAAUAAAAGGGUAUGGAAGUAUAGGCAGGGUCGGCCGGUCGGGCUUCCAGGGAUGUCAAAACAACUGGGGGACUUCCCCCUAACAGGGGAUUGUUGGUUUUAAACCUUAAUUUUAGCUACAUAAAAUUUCAUAGCAACUUUCAGGGUGCAUUCCUUGUAAACUCUACGCCGAAGAUAUGCCAAUAUUAAUUAUAGAUAGCAUUGUAAUUUGCCAAACUCACGCCAAAGAUCUUUGGCAUAUUGCACUUAAAAUUCACCCUGUUUACAACUUCCCAAAGCUUGAUUAUAAAUUUUGAAAUAUUUUUUAGAAAGUCUUGUUUGGAUCAAUCAAUAUGUUUUAUUUUCUGAAAUUUCAAAAAAUUAAACGGUUGUCUUUUAACCCUUUAAUUAAGUGGCAAUGCGCCCAGAUGUGCCCCACUUUGUUAUUUUACUCUGUCUAACGCCAGGUGAUUUUAUUCAUCAAGGGGAGAGUGCUGCCGCUCAAUGGGUUAAUCAGACCAUCUGCCCAUGCACCCUGUUAACCCUUUAAGUGGCAAUGUGCCCAGAUUAUGCCACUUUGUUAUUUUACUCCGUUUUACGCCAGGCGAUUUUACUCGUCAGGGGAGAGUGCUGCCACUCAAUGGGUUAACCUGUGGACAACUGUCUCCAUGGGCAUGCUCGGUUGUGCAUUGAACAAACUUUCCACAUUGGAUAUAUAAUUGUUCAAGUCAAUCACAAACCAAGUUUGUGCCCUUCCCGGAGUUGCUGCCCUUGUCACUCUGAACUAAGUUGCUAUAUUUACAGGCAAUUUUGCUUGCGACGAAAAGUGUUGGACAACUAAUUUGCUGUACAUAAAUUUAUAGGAAGCAUGUCAGAUCCAGAUGAUAUCCCAGGCUUGGCACAUUUCUGUGAACAUAUGGCUUUCCUUGGCACAAAAAAGGUUGUGUACCUUUAUCAAUGUACAGUUCUACCAAUCAAUCUAAUUAACAAAAUGUGAAUUAAUAAGUGCAUUAACUUAUUAAAUAAUGUUCAAGGUAAUUUGACUUUAUAUUUUCAUUUCUUUAGUUCCCUGAAGAAAAUAAAUUCACCCAGGUAGUGUUAUUAUGUCUGACUAGUCUGAGUAUUUUGAGCAUAUACCCAUAUUCAAGAACUACUGGAAAAUUUAAGCCCCCAGUGGGCUAAUAAAGGGAAUACUUCAUUGAGAGUUGUUUUCUUUUCUGUAGUUUCUUAGUGAAAACAGUGGUUCAUCAAAUGCAUUCACCUCCAACGAACACACAAAUUUCUAUUUUGAUGUAAAGCAUGACAGUCUGGAGUCCGCGCUUGAAAUGUGAGUAAAAGUAAAAAAAGGUUGCCCAACUUGCCCAGAGGGGGCCCCAAAAUGCUGGAAUUGCGGAACGUGUUACAUAUUAAGGAAUUUUCUGAAAAUUUGAGGUCAAAAAAGGUCUGAGAAUUUUACUGUAUUUUUAAGUCCCCAUUAUCCCAAACUAGUGUCUGUCCGUUGACCUCCCCUCCGGAAACGUUUUUUGAAGGGGGGCUCCGAUAGGAAGGGGGCACCCAAAUUCUUUAAUUCACCCCCCCCCCCCAACCACAUCCCGCCUGGCAUGGCCCUGAAUGUAGACUGCCAUAGGAUACCUACUGUACCGUAAUAUAGUUCAUCUUGGCUGCUUGUGACCCUGGCUCCUUCUGCGGAUGUCAACUUCUAGUUGUACCGGUAGCUUUUCGAUAUUGUCAGCAUACAUCAUUAGACAGUAUGAUAUAGAAUUAACAUGUAUUAUGCUUUUUGUUGAUUCAAUGACAAAUGCCAAGGAAAUCUGACUCUGCUGUUUGCUUUUGUUCACCAACAUAUAAUGUAAGUUAAUUAAUUGUCAGAUCUUGUCAAAAUUUGUUUUGUGCCCUUAAUUUUUUUCUUAUAGUUUUGCAGAGUUCUUUAUAAGUCCUUUGUUUAAUGAAAAUGCCAAGGAUAGAGAAGUUAAUGCAGUCAAUUCAGGUACACACAGAUUGUACGGUACUUGUCUUUGUAGAAAAUGAGAGAAGGUCCCAAUUUAUUAGAGUAACCCAGUAGUUUAGAUCUUUACUCAAUUUGGAUUUUUUGAGAACUUCAAGGUCAAAUAAUUUUUCAGCUUGCCCAUAACCACUCUGAGUAGCAUCAUCUAAUGUACAGUAUUUUACCUGCUUUCCAACCUCACAAUCACUAUGAAGUGUACUUUCCAUUGUGUAACCCUGUGGUUUCUUCACAUGCUCUAACUGAUAUUUUUAUGAAAAGCCAUCUGCAUCUCUAAACCAAACAAUUUACCGUACUGCUCGUUUUUUAGAAAAUGACAAAAAUCUGAAACACGAUUCGUGGCGCCUGGAACAAUUAAAUAGAUCAACUGUGGAUCCAUCUCAUCCAUUCAGAAAGUUUUGUACAGGUGGGUAUGUGGUCUGAUAAUUACCCUUAGCUAAGGGGUACAGGUACUAGUAGGAAGAAAAAGAGAAGGAAGGGGGGGGGGGGGAAUUGUUUUGUACAAUAAUUGCAUGUAUUUUUAUUAGGAAACAAAACAACUCUGGAAACGAGACCACGAGAGCUGGGAAUUGAUGUGCAGAAAGCACUGCUGGAGUUUCAUGAGAAAUAUUAUUCAGCAAAUAUAAUGUCAUUGACUCUUAUUGGUAAAGGUGAGACAUACUAAAAAUCAGUGGACUUUGACCCUUGUCAACCUGAAAAAGAUUAAAAAUACUUAAUAUACAUGUAUCCUUCUAGCUAACUCGAUCUCCUGACACAGGUCAAUGAAAUCAAUUUUUAUUUUGUAGAAUCUUUGAAUGAAUUAAUGGAUAUGGUCAAUAAUUUAUUUAGUCCUGUUAUAAACUGCAAUGCUACUGUUCCAUCAUUUGAAUAUCAUCCGUACAAACAAGAUCAGUUGCAGGUGCGCAAAUCCAUGCUCUGAAAUUGUAGGAAGUAUUUUAAUUUAAAAGAAAUAAUGUUGUCGUACUAAUUUUGUUGUAUUAUAGUUGUUGGUGUAUUGGGAUGGUGUUAUUGUUGUCACUGUUGCCUUUGUUGUUUUCGAUGUUGUUGAUGUGUAUGUUGCUGUUGUCAUUUUGUUGAGGUUGUUGUUGACUUAUUGUUGCAAUUGCUGCUGCAGCUGUUCAUUUGUUGUUGUUGUUGUUGUUGUUGUUGUUGUUGUUGUUGUUGUUGUUGUUGUUGUUGUUGUUGUUGCUGUUGCUGACAUUGUUUUGGCAGGUAGUAGUGGUGUUGGCUCUUAUUGUAACAGUUACAUAUGUUAUGAUGUUUUGUUAUUGUCGGUGUCUUUGUCACUGUUUUUGCAUGCAGUAGUUGUUUCUGUUGUUGACAUACAUGUACAGUAAUUGAAAGUUUGUGUAGCUUAUUAUUUCUAAUGAAUCUGUCUUACUGAUCGAAAGUUUCCCAAAUAAAUUCACGCGGUGUGCGUACAAGGAACUUGUUUUUUAAUUCCACUACAGGUUCGCUUUGAGGUCGUUCCUGUAAUGGAUACAAGAAAACUGAGGCUUAUCUUUCCUUUUCCUGAUAUGUCGUCUCGCUAUAAGGCUAAGGUAACGUUGCAUUCUAUUCGAUAUGAUCCUACUUUGCUUAAGAAGUAAAGUUAACGUUAUCACACUGAAUAUAUCUUUGAAUAUAUAUUAUUCUUAUUCGUUGUACAGGUAGUUCGUUCUGUGCAUUUUCAAACAUCGAGCCACGAUUCUCCGCCAUUACCUUCUCUUCUGAGCCAUAUCUUAUUCGUUUCACUCCAUGUCUUUCUUACCCCAAAUCCUUUACAUUUACCCUUUUCCCAUUCAAAUGAGUCGCUAUAGUUUUGUCACUUUUUAUUGGUAGAAGCAUGAAUCUUCAAUGAAAUUUCAAGGAGAACACAAUCUGUACAUUUUACCAUUUUUAGUUUUUCUCCUGAAAAGUCCAAAUAAUCCCAGCAGUACUCAACAGUCGAAUGACCUUUUUACUUUUCUUGAUACCUUCUCUAGCCAGAGCAGUAUAUAUCUCAUCUUAUUGGCCAUGAAGCAGACGGCAGUUUGUUGUCUUACUUAAAAGAGCAAGGUAUAAUCCUUUACUGUACGUACUACACUGGGGUAACUGUUGUCAAGAAUUUUCAGAAGCUAUUGGAUUAAAUUGGAAACAAUUCUGAACUGAAAUAUUAAGAUGUACUUAAUAUGUAACACGAGUCACGUAACAUGGGUCACGUGUAUUAUGUAGCAAUCCUUACUAUUAUAAUCCAAAAUAUAAAAUUUCUUCGUGUUGGUAGUUUGCCCAACAUAAUAGUCUGGCAUUUCGAUCACGAAGGGGAAGGUCUUCAGUUUUCAUCCUGCACCAACAACAAAGACACACGUUGGUGUGAUCGAUAUUUAAUAAAUUAUCGUUAAUAGUAAGACGUUUCUUUCCCACCACAGGAUGGGCCAAUGCUCUUGGCGCGGGAGCAAUGGAAGGAGCUAAAGGAUUUAUGUUUUUUAUUUGUGAUAUUGAGUUGACGGAAAGUGGACUGGGUAAGAGCAGUAAUGUUGAAGUCGAUUAGAGUUUUGUAUCUUGAUACAGGUGUUAGUAACUCUAUAUGCAUAUAUUAUUUUUGAUGUAUCGCUUUAUACCCCAUUGAUUUUUAGCAUCACUUCUAGACAUUUAAACUUUCAUACCAUUUUAAAUUGGUGGUCGAGUUGCAGAGUGGUUAUUGUAUGCGCUUUUUACUUGCAACGACCAGAGAUCAAUUUCUUCAAUAUUCAGUUUCUGAUUAUAAUUUCGCUCUUGUAAGAAGAGUUAUCCACUCAUUCCACUGUGGGUAAAGUUCGUGUUCCUUGUUUAUAGAUCAUGUUGAUGAUAUAAUUGCUAGUGUUUUUCAAUACUUAAAAAUGCUUCGUGAAAUCGAGCCUAAAGAUUGGAUAUUCAAAGAAGUACAGGUACGUGUUGCUUGCUGCCUUAUCAUUGACGGUUUUCGUGAAAUCCGCCAUUUGCAAUUUCUACAUGUAUCUCUUAUUGUGUUUUUUUUCAGGCAUUGGCUGCUAUGCAUUUCCGUUUCAAAGACAAAGAGAAACCAGUACAGCUUGUUACACGUGUUUCCAAAUAUUUGCAUGUAAGUAUAGAAGUUGCAAGUGUGGCUCAUUGCAUAGCAGGAUAUAUUUUUUUGUUUCUGGAUCCUAAGUUUUGGGGUCAAAGUUUUCUGCCGAAUUCAGUAAAUAUUCUUCGCAAUAAAAUAUUUUCUGUGCCUGUUAGCAUUCUGCAAUUCCCAAAUAUUUCUGCCAGCUAAGCCAGGUCUGAAAAUUUUCUGGGAUCUUAAGGCCCUGUCACACUAUUGCGUAUGAGAGAGAAACGUAUGAGAAGCGUAUGAAAAUUAAUGAAAUAAUUUUCAUACGCACAAAAAUCCUUUGAAAUGCCAGCGUAUGAGUACCGUACAUCUGGCGUACCUCUAGCGUAUUCAGCGUGUGCCUAGAGUAUGCUUAUCGUAUAAAGCAUACGUCCGAUACGCACAAAACUUUUGAACAUGCUUUAAAAAAAUUUGCUGCCUCGCCGUAUGCCACCGUAUGCGACCGUGCUUGAAACGUAUACAACCUAUGCCUAACGUAUCCCUGGCGUAUGUCAGCGUAUACCGGCGUAUGAGUGAUAUUUUCCAUACGCUGGCAUACGCUAGUACGAUACGCAAUAGUGUGACAGGGCCUUAAGAUGCCAGGAUCCACCAUUAUUUCCUGCUAUGGCCUAUUGAUCUCUAUGUGAACUGGAUCGAGGGUUUCGCCAUUUAAACUACUUUAUAUUCUUUUCAAGUUUGUUAUCUCUCAGCAACCAAGUAUAAUUUUAUACAUGUUUUUGCUUGUUACUCUGGUUUAAGUACAGUACGACCCAAUAUUUGUACAUACAGUAUCACUCUAGUGUUUGACAUUCUCGUUGGGAAUAGCUACCUUCAUCUCUAUGAUAAUUCAUAUUUAUAUACCGUGCUUCUAGGCAAAAUCUCUUGCCAUAAAACCUUGGAGUAAGAUCAUCACUGUUCAUGUUUAAUAAUAUUUAUUUUCACGGCAGCAUUAUGGUAUGAAUGACGUCUUGUCAGGAGCCUAUCUACUUUCUGAAAUUGAUAAAGAAACCGUCAAACAACUUUUGGAGUUACUUGUACCUGAAAAAUUACGGUACGAACCUAGUUGAACCGUUAAUAAUGAUGGUUAAGAGAGAUACAAUAAUACGAGAAGAAAUAGUAUAAGUUCAUCAGAGAACUUUACUACAAUAUUAAAUGCAUUUUUAGCCAAUCUGAGAUACCGGAUUUUCAAAAUUUUCUCGCGGAGCAUGCCCUCGCACUUUUAGAGUUGAUACUGUAAGUUUCGUCAUGAGUACUGUAUGUUAUGGCGUUCUUUUUCUUCUGUUUUAGUGUUUUCGUUGUAUCUAAGAAAUUUGAGGAAUCUGCCGACCAAACUGAGGAAUGGUAUGGUACUAAAUACAGCGUCAAGAAAAUACCAAGUGAUGUAGUUAAGGUAUGUCAGUAAUAUAAUUUUAACUUUUGAAAACCACUGCAGCUCAGGGGGCGGAUGUUCCAAUUAUUUUUUCGACCAAAGGCUUAGGGUAAAACGCGGAUGCGGACGGAUAGACGGCGGACGGACGGACAGACAAGAAGGUAAAAUGCGGACGGACGGACGGACGCCCUUCUUUUAAUUAGAUCUAGAGGCUAACUUUGACAAACUUGAAUGUAAUGAUCCGACAAAACACAACUUACUGUAAAAACUGAAAUAAAUUCGAAGAUGGUUCCCACUGUUACUCUGAGCAGGCGUGCAUGCAUACAGUAUUAAUUUCUUUAUUUUGCUGCAUGUUUAUCUUUGAUUUUAAGAAAUGGUGUGAUGUGGAGUUGAAUGAAGCGUUUAGAAUGCCUAAACCUAAUGAGUUUAUUGCAACUAAUUUUGAUAUAAAACCAAGGACCCAAGAGGUAAAAAUAUGUGCAAUACACCUUUCCGAAAGGUACGUCACCUUGGCUCUAGAGCCUCUAUAACCAGCGCGCUCGCUCAGCUUAGCCACUGAUCUAUACAAAAACACUGUAGUGUGCCUAUUUUUAGUUAUUUGCGCCUGGGUACGAGGCAAACCAAAGUGACGAACUUUCCGGAAGGGUGUAUUUCAAAAGUUUUAUAAAAAUGUCAACAUUUUAUUUUAGUGUGUUUUCAAUGUUUUCAAACUUUGCGUUUAGGGAAAGAAUGUACCCGAAAUUAUCAAGGUGCGUUUAGUUCGCUGAAUUGUCUUACAUGCAUGUAUCUCAGUUCUAAUUAAAAUUUGUGAACCUAUUAAGUAUUUGUAUUUUCUUUAUUUGAAUGCAUAGAACUGUCCUUUCAUGAAAGUGUGGUUUAAACAGGAUGACACGUUUUUUGUCCCAAAGUCGUGCGCUUAUUUUCAGAUAACAAGGUAAAAUUUCCAUGAAUCAAGAACUGUUACAAACUGAUGUUGUUCCCCAGUUGAUUUUCUGUAUUUUUUGGUCUGUGUUAUAUAUUUUCAUUUGAUAUUCUUCUGUAUUUCUUGGUCUGUAUUAGCUUAUAUAUUUUCAUUUGGUAUUUUAAUCACGUUCUUUAGUCCUUUGGCUUACCGAGAUCCACUACACUGCAAUAUGAAUCGACUGUUUGUCAUGCUACUAAAAGACUCUCUUACGGAGUACGCUUAUGAUGCGGAAUUGGCAGGCCUGAAUUACAAUGUCAACGUUAGCAUAUAUGGUAUAAAUGUAAGUAAAUGAAUGUCUUAGGGGUGGUGUGGCCGGUCGAAUACAUAUGAUGUAUGCCAUUGAGUCCUCUAUAUAUGUGCUUUGCGCUAAGAUGUCGUUAUCGGUAUAGACUGUGGGACAGCACAAAGGCAUUUGGAUUAAAAUUGUGCAUAAAGAGAUUUAAGUCGACUUUGCAUUUUUGUAAUCAGAAAAUUCAUUGUGAUUAUUUUUUUUUUUAAUUGUUUUUAGCUUUCCGUAGGCGGUUAUAACGACAAACAAGACACAUUCAUGCUCAAGAUUCUUCAAAGGAUGACUAACUUCGUCGUGGAUUCUCGGAGAUUUGAAAUACUGAAAGAAAAGGCGAGUCCAUGCAUCUUUAAAUAAUUUCACUCCUAAAUCGCUUACUGGGGAAAGGGGGAGGGAGGGACUAAAAUCCGUGUGUUCAAGGUAACCAACUCUCAUCGAAUCUACUUUAACGCUAUCCAUGCGAGAAUGUGCAUUGUUCGAGUCUAUACAGAAUCAUCCUUAUAGAGAAACAUUGGAAAUUUUUGACGUGUUUUGUGGGAAAUACUGGGGAAAGGGGGAGGGAGGGACUAAAAUCUGUGUGUUCAAGGUAACCAACUCUCAUCGAAUCUACUUUAACGCUAUCCAUGCGAGAAUGUGCAUUGUUCGAGUCUAUACAGAAUCAUCCUUAUAGAGAAACAUUGGAAAUUUUUGACGUGUUUUGUGGGAAAUACUGGGAAAGGGGGAGGGGGGGGGGACUAAAAUCCGUGUGUUCACAGGCCUUAAAAUAUCGGUCGGUCACGGACAUUGUCCGACCCAUUCGUGAAAUUGUCCGACGUAGAGAGGAAACCACCGGACAUUCUGUCCGACCUAAGUGAAACUGAGGUUUAUUGUUUGUCCGACCCGAGUGAAUUGGUGUCCGACCGAACUGUAGCUUUGUCCAACGUAAAUCAAAAUGUACCCUAGCCCACGACUAGAGGCUUGUAUGUUAAAUGGAAAAUCAGAGUACUAUUGUAUAAAAGGUGAACUGGAAAUGUUGUUUUAACGAAGUCGAGCGCGGGGCGGCGAGCGAAAUGGUGAAGUGGAAAACGGGCUUAAGUUGUCGAAGUCUUUUUUAACACUGCUGUUCUGGCAAACAAGUUAAUUUUGGCUUGGAAAUAAGUAUGAAAGAAACAAAUUAUUUAAUAUCUUCACAACAUUUACCGUUUAUUCAUUUGUGUCAUUCAGACUUAUUUCCGAGCCAAAACUGAACUGAAUGUCAUCGGACAUAUGUCCGAUCCAAACUCAACGUCACCGGACAUUUUGUCAGACGGCCCUGUAAAAGAUAUUUUAAGGCCUGAUGUUCAAGGUGAUCAACUCUCAUCGAAUCUACUUUAACGCUAUAUCCAUGAGAGAAUGUGCAUUGUUCGAGUCUAUACAGAAUCAUCCUUGUAGAGAAACAUUGGAAAAAAUUUUUAUGUGUUUUGUGGAAAAUACUGGGGGAGGGCGGGACUAAAGUCCGUGUGUUCAAGGUGACCAACUCUCAUAGACUCUCGUGCACUCUCAUAAACUCUCAUCAACUUUGAGCUGGUUCAAAUUUUGACGAGAGUUGACGAGGGUUUUCCCUGCGCGCGGUAAUAUCCCUACGCCACCAAAGAUAACCAUUGUAGAUAACCAUUGUAGAUUUGUAAGAAAUUAUCAUUGCCAGCCCGAAGUUCGGGACGUGUCCAUUAAUUUGAGCUGGAAGCCGCCAAUUUAUCUUCUUCUAUAGUUAAAUUUUAAAAAUUUUAGAGUUUUUAAACCAUUUUUUACAUAUGGUCUAAAUAUAUUUUUUGCUUUCCUUACUGUAGACAGAACGUACUUUACGUAAUUUCCGAGCCCAACAACCUCAUCAUCAUGCGAUAUAUUAUACUUCAUAUAUACUUGAGGAACUAGCCUGGUCCAAUGAUGAACUGCUUGAUGCAAUGACAGGUUAGUGUGAAACAGUGGUUUGAAAUAUUUAUGCUUGCCAAAUGGCCAUGACCUUCAAAUUAAUACGCUGUACAAACUACAACUCAAAAAUCGCACUCGAUAUAUGAACGUCACUUAAUAAACACAUUCGUGUUUAGGACAUGUAUCAAAAAGUUUUUUAUUUUGCAAGCUUUAUCACUUGAAUGUUACGGUCUUGGGCAAAAUUGUCAGUGACAUGUCAUUAAAAUUUCGACAUUUUAUCCACUGUGUGGUGUUACUCUGAGUGUAUAUAUAUCCACACCGGGCAGGCUUGAAAAAUAUGCCUGGCCACGGUGGGAAUCGAACCUACGAUCUUUGGAAUACUACUAUUCGCCUGAGUACAUUACACCAACACAGCAAAUAUUUUAUCCACUAUCCUCCAGCAGAUGGUAGUCAAUUUCAUCGAUAUCCCUUCUUUCUCAAAAUCAAAGGUUAAUUUACUAUCAUCUUAUAAAUAUACCUACAAUGUUUCUAUAUAGAUAUCACGGAGGAGGUAUUUAAGAAAUUUAUAGUGGAAUUGCUGAAACGUAUUCACAUCGAAGUGUUACUCCAUGGAAAUUUAACAAAAGAGGUUUGAACUAUAUAUGCUAGUAUGAUAAAUUUAAUAGCUGCAUGAGUUCCAAUGAAAUUCAACUGGAAAGGAAACACAGUUGUUAUUGGAAUGAGUAUAUGGUUCACUACACUGUAUCUAUUGGCGUGAAGAAUUGGAUUGAAGGCGAGUUUUUAGUCAUUUUAUAACUGCUCGAAAUAAUUUCGCGACUACUUAUCCAUGCGAGAAUGUGCAUUGUUCGAGUCCAUUACAGAACUAUCCUUAGAGAAAAAAGUUUUCAUUUCCAAACACUUCUGUUAUUUCAUGUAAACUUAUUAAUGUAAACUUUUGACGUGUUUUAUGGGAAAUACCUGUAACUGAAGUAUUUAUAACAUCGUCUGCUCGUUCCCAUACAUUUGAUCACCACAGCACUUAAUGAAACCUACAUUAACUGUAAAAACUAAUUAGUUAAAACAACCAAUUAAUUGGAGACAACCAAUUUGUUGGCUGUUUUAGCCAAUUAAUUAAUUUGUUUUUCCUAUUCUAGAGACUGAUUUGUUUUGAAAUUGAAAAAGAGCUUGUGAAAUUUUUGUGAACAUUGUUUGACAACUGAAUUUUAUUUUAGGAGGCCUUGGAUAUUGCAAGUAAAGCGGAGAGUGUGUUUCAACAAAAUUCAUGCAGCAAGCCAUUAGUACCCUCGCAGCUAACGAAACAUCGAGAAGUACAGUUGCCUGAUGGUAAGGAUAUCUCUUAAGCGGUUGCACGUGAGACAAAUUUGUGGGAUAGUUUAGUCAUGGUGCUGUAUUAUAAGAUAAUGAUAAAUAUUGUUAGUUCAUGCCUUGUUAAAGUGCAUGUUAUUUUGUUAUUAUUUAAUUUUGCAAUUUUGUCUUUAUAUAUAUUCAGGAGCAAAUUUACUUUUUGAAGUUGAAAAUGAAGUCCAUAAAAGCUGUUGCUUAGAAAUAUAUUAUCAGGUAAAAUUUUUUUUUUAAAUAUUCUUUUAUAAGUUAUUGAUAGAUAUAGAUUGAUUCAUAGUUGAGUUGGGUGGUCGAUUGAUUGAUAAGUAUAGGUAAUAGCAUGGUUUCGAGUGCAAUUUGGAUAUAACAUGCACGAGUGAGUUUUUCAAAGACCUCAAAAUAGCACGAGUCCGAAGGACGAGUGCUAUUUGAGGUCUUUGAAAAACUCACGAGUGCAUGUUUAUCCAAAUUUCACGAGAAACCAUGCUAUUACUUAUUAAUAAUUUACACUCGACUAUUUAAUUUUUGUUAGUCUUGUUUAAGGUAAAUGCUUUUCCAUUUAAAAAUAAAGAUAAAAGCCAUAUUUUCCACGCGAAGGCAACUUUUACUUUGUGUAGCGCGGCGCCAUGUUUGUUUUGUUUUGAAGCAAUCUGUGACCGUUACUUCUUUAAACUAAAUUGCUUUAAACUGAUUGGUUGAUUUAAUCACCGCAAUGUUUUUCCACCAAUCACAUCAGUUUGUUACAGAUUUUGCACUGUGAUUACAGAAAAUUGCACUGUGAUUACAAAAAAUUGCACUGUGAUUACAGAAAAUUGCACUGUGAUUACAGAAAAUUGCACUGCUGUUUGGGAUUAACUGCACUGAAAUCAACCAAUCACAGUCGAGUAAUAUCUUUAUGUAUAUUAUUAAUAGCCUUAUUGAUUCAUCGAUAAUUAACGUAGCUGAAUUUUUUACUCCAUGCAGUGAGCUCUAUAUAUCUGGAUCAAAAACGUCAGUCAUUUAGUCUAUGAGAAAAGCGAAACCUGCUGGUGGAAUUGACAUCCAAUAGCUAUGAAGAUUGUGAACAAUUUUAAAACCAUUUUGCCCAGCUAAGUCCAGUUUUUUCCAACGGAAUGUAUCGCUAAUCAAGUUAUUAUAGAUCAUAAAACCAUAGCGCUAUUCUUUGAAUCGAAGUCAAAAUACGAAAUUUCGGCCACUCCUUGCAGACCGCGCAGACAAGAUAGAAAGAGACUGAAACUGACUUCCAAUUCGCUCCAUUUUUUGCUUCACUUUUUUAACUCGAGUUCUCACUCCAGUUAUAUAUAGAGAGCUCACCGGUUUACUCCACUUGUUCCUUUCAGUGUGAACUACAGACUUUGGAAGGCAAUAUGCUUCUCGAGUUGUUCAGUAAAAUUAUAGCAGAGUCAUGCUUUGAUAUUUUACGUACUAAAGAACAAUUGGGUACGUAAGGUCACUUACUGUAUAGUCAUGUUAGACUUAUGAUUUGAUUUCUUAUUUUCCUGGGCUAUAAGCGUGUACCAUAAUGGACCAUUACGCAUUUUUCGAUGCUCUUUUGAGCGAUUGUAUACAUUAGUCAACAAUUAUCUCAUUCGUUUUGCUUAGGUUAUAUAGUUGUGAGUGGUGUUCGAAGAGCUAAUGGUGUACAGGUUCGUAAAAUUUUUUUCUAAUCAUUACUUUUUAUGGUGUUGGUGCAUGGUUGCGGUAUCUGAUUUUACCUUUGUGACCGUUUUAUUCUUGCAAUAUACAGUUGUCUGAUUUUAAUUUAUCUUCAUUCGCAUGUUAGACGAAUGUUGCCGGUUUGACUCUACAAAAACACUUAUUUUGUCUGAUUUCUUUUAGGGUUUAAGAUUCAUCAUCCAGUCAGACAAAGCGCCAAUGUAUUUGGAUGCGAGGGUAGAACAUUUUCUCAUUACUAUGCAGGUAAAUUUAAGCUCUUUGUAAAGCUGCUGCAGUGAAAACUGUCGUGAUGUCAUAACAGUUAGUACAUGUUGGAAUAUGCAAUAGACCUUAUGCAAUAGCCGGCGAGGAAUGCUGGUCUUAGUAGUCAUCGCCCGGGAAAAUUAAACAAUUCAAAAUGGCGAAUAUCGAAAUUUCCCCGGGUGAUGACUACUAAGACCAGCAUUCCUCGAGGGCAUCAAGUCUUGUGACGUCAUUAUGCAUAAGGUCUGUUGUAUGUUUAUCUCAGUCGCAUGAGAGAAAAUGCUUCCAGUUUGAUUCUAGUACAUUUCAACUCCACCAAUACUGUAAGAGAUGGCCCUACUUGGUGAACCUUAAGUUUAAAAAUAACAGAGUUGCUAUAAUAGAGUCUUAUUAAAGUUAGUUCAGUGCAGUUAAACUAUUGUGACAUUCAUUUUUCUCAGGAAAAGUUAACUGAAAUGGAAAAUGAUGAGUUAGAAAAGUAUAAGGAAUCUCUGGCAGUUCAGCGUUUGGAGAAACCUAAGAAGUUGUCAGCAGAGUGCGCACGUUAUUGGUCAGAAAUUACGUCACAACAAUAUAACUUUGAGAGAGGUACAUGCAUGGAAACACUUCCUGAAUUUUCCUGGGUUGCGGAAUAGGUUACAUUUAAGUCAGUUGUCAGCCUCGAUCUUGCAUCAUUGUCUCAUGUGUACUCGAGCAAAUUUGGAACAUUCAUAUAUCAUUUUUCUUGCAUGGGAUUAAAGAUCAUAUAAUUAUUUAACGUUUUUAGAUACAACUGAAGUUGCUUUCUUACGAACUAUAGCUAAACAACAAAUCCUAGAUUUUUUCCAGGUACGGUACGAAAAUAAUGUCAUUGACAUUGUAUAGCUAGCCGUUGUUGUAGGCCUAGGAAAACUUCUUCCUGCGAGCGAAACGACGGAAUCUUCUACUCUUUGUUCAGGCUGAUGAGAUUCAACAAUAACGCAUGAAUUUGCACAAUUCACACAUAUCUUUUUUCUGUGUAGAAAUUAAUUUCACACUCAGCGGAAAGGAGGCACAAGUUAUCAGUUCACGUUUUACCACAGAAUGACGGUGAGAACGUAUAUAUUGAUUACUGUUUAGUUUCAAAGGAUAAUUUAGUGUAAGUUUACCAACAGUGAACGCUUUAUUAAGUCCGUCGUGAGCAAGUCCUGAUCUGAAGUACUCUGAAUCUAUCUAUAUCUAGUUGUCUUUUAUGUGUUUUAUACAAGUCAGUCUUUACUGAUUGUAAAUUUAUAUCGACACGAAAAUUACGACUAAGUGGAAACCAGGUUUGCACCUCCCCGCCAGUCCCUCGCUGCAUCAUAAUAAGGACACGCAAUAGAGGUCGGUAUGCAACUUCCAAAUUUCGUGAACGGUGGAACUAAAGCAAAACGAACGAACGCUAAAAACUAAACAUCCAGUAAGAGCCACGAUUUAUUGAUCCAGUGUCACAUUGCGAGUGUUGAUCUGGCCAUUGCUUUGGCCAACAUAUAUUUUGGUAGCGUAAAGAAACUUUGUCCUAGCCUUGGCUUGACCUAGGCCAGAAAAUAUGUGUCCACUUCGCGAUCGUCGAAUACAAUAAACCUAAAGGACCAGUUAACAGGAUUUUGUAAAUCUCUUUUUGCCAUGUACAUACUGUAUAAAGAGCUUGUGCUUAACGCACAAGAAUUUGUGGUUAAUGGCAAUGCUCACGUGGACUCUGCACGUAGUUCAAGGGUCAGAGCGCUGCACCGGAAUCGCAGGACUGCAGGUUUGAUUCACCUAUUUUUCUCAGCGGUUCCCGGUCAGAUCUAAAAUUGCGUGUAAAUUUCCGCUUGAAAUUCCAUCCACAUUGUAAAGCUGCAGUAUGUUCAAAAUUAUAAAACAUGUCAUUGUAGAAACAACUGAUAACGAAAAAACACUGCAAGCAGAGGUCUUGGAAAGUAUACCAGACCAGGACGAAAAAAUUGAUAAUUUAUUGAACGAAGCCAACAUGACAAAACUCCCGGUAAGAAACAUAAUUAUUAAAUUUACCCCUAACGCAUAAAUAGGCCAAAAAAGAAUUAUAACGCUCGAUUUUCGUACGUGAGUUUAUGGGAUGCAGUAACCUAUUUCAUCUUUUCUUCUUAGCCAAUGAGAAAAAUUGUGGAUGUGACUAGCUUAAAAAGUGGUUUACCUCUGUUUCCGCGAGUCAGACCUAUGGUGAUCGUUGAACCGUCAAAUAAAUCAAAGUUAUGA
This is a messenger RNA of Paramuricea clavata, 15163 nucleotides long. Lineage: Eukaryota; Metazoa; Cnidaria; Anthozoa; Malacalcyonacea; Plexauridae. The record is from the annotation of a GenBank genome assembly.